Messenger RNA from Dama dama (fallow deer), 3730 nucleotides. It is a transcript of the gene TTLL6, whose product is annotated as tubulin tyrosine ligase like 6. Gene Ontology annotation, cellular component: cilium. Lineage: Eukaryota; Metazoa; Chordata; Mammalia; Artiodactyla; Cervidae. Gene Ontology annotation, molecular function: tubulin-glutamic acid ligase activity; tubulin binding. The transcript is spliced from 14 exons. Bases 184 to 2412 code for a protein of 742 amino acids. Gene Ontology annotation, biological process: microtubule cytoskeleton organization; protein polyglutamylation. The record is from RefSeq and is a predicted model, not a curated record.
UGUGUCUGUCUCUGUCUUGGUGCUUUCCCCUUUCUCUUUUCCAGAUGAUUGGUGAUCAAUCUAUCCAGCUGCCGAUAUGAGAGUGUGCGUAGGGCUGCCCAACAGUAUGGCCUUCGAGAGGGAGGAGAAAGUGAUGACUGGACUCUCUACUGGACUGACUUCUCAGUGUCACUGGAACGGGUGAUGGAAAUGAAAAGUUACCAGAAAAUCAAUCACUUCCCAGGGAUGAGUGAAAUCUGCCGCAAGGACUUGCUGGCCAGGAAUAUGAGCCGCAUGUUGAAGAUGUUCCCAAAAGAUUUCCACUUUUUCCCGAGGACCUGGUGUCUUCCUGCUGACUGGGGAGAUUUGCAGAACUACAGCAGGUCAAGAAAAAAUAAGACUUACAUCUGUAAGCCGGAUUCGGGCUGCCAAGGGAAAGGUAUAUUCAUCACCCGAACAGUGAAAGAAAUCAAACCAGGGGAGGAUAUGAUCUGUCAGCUCUAUAUCUCAAAGCCCUUUAUCAUUGACGGGUUCAAGUUCGACUUACGGAUUUAUGUGCUUAUGACAUCCUGUGACCCCCUCAGGAUUUUUGUGUACAAUGAAGGACUGGCACGCUUCGCCACCACCUCAUACUCCCAUCCCUGCACAGACAACCUGGAUGAUAUCUGCAUGCACCUGACUAAUUAUUCCAUUAAUAAGCACAGUGCCAAUUUCCUUCAAGAUGCUCACUCUGGCAGCAAGAGGAAGCUCUCCACCUUCAACAUGUACAUGGAGAGCCAUGGCUACAACGUGGCGCAGAUCUGGAGAGACGUUGAGGACGUUAUUAUCAAGACGAUCAUCUCGGCCUACCCCAUCAUCAAGCAUAACUACCACACCUGCUUUCCCCACCACACACUCAACAGCGCCUGCUUUGAAAUCCUGGGCUUUGACAUUUUGUUAGAUCACAAACUGAAGCCCUGGCUGCUGGAGGUAAACCACUCUCCGAGCUUCUCCACUGACUCCUGGUUGGAUAAAGAGGUAAAGGAUAGCCUGCUCUAUGAUACUCUGGUCCUGAUCAACCUGAGAAGCUGUGACAAAAAGAAGGUCUUGGAGGAGGAGAGACAGCGGGGGCAGUUCCUACAGCAGUGUCGUUCUCGGGAGACCAGGAAAGAGGAAGUCAAGGGCUUUCAGGCCGUGCGUGUAGAGAAAACUGAGAAGUAUGAAAAGGAAAACUGUGGAGGGUUCCGCCUGAUUUACCCCAGUGUGAACUCGGAGAAGUAUGAGAAGUUUUUCCAGGACAACAACUCCCUCUUCCAGAAUACAGUUACCUCCAGGGCUCGGGAGGUCUAUGCCCGGCGGCUGAUCCAGGAGCUGAGACUGAAACAAGAGAAAAAAUGCUUGCAAAUGAAACAGAAGAGGGUAGAGAUGCACGGGGAAUCGGCAGGCGAGCAAGCGAGAGGCAAGAGCUGGCAGAGCUGGCGACAGAAACAACAGCAGAAAUGCAAGACUGCCACCAGCCAGACCUCCAAACAAUAUCUCCAGCCAUUGACAUUGGUGUCCGGCACACCUGACUUGCUCUCGAGUGUCAGACACACAGAGAAAAAUGAAGCAGAUAGCAGCCUUGACCAGGAGGCCCCCAAAGAGGAGGCUGAUCCGGCACCUUGUAAGCCUUCAUCUUCAAGGCCUUACAGCUCUGUACCUGACUUGAGGAAUUCAAGCCUUCUCAGCUGCUCCAGGCCAGAGCUCAGUAAACCCAUCUCCAAAAUGAAGGAAGCCAAGUCUACCUCUGCAGUGAACACGAUCACCAACACUGUGCCUCUAACUUCAGUAGAAGCCUUCCCAGAAUCUACCACCCAGGUCUCAGACACCCCUGAAUGUCUGCUGAAUGUGACCAUGACAGCCAGCUCUGAGUGUAGCAGCCCAAAGAUGGACAGGGUGGCCUCCUUUAAAUGCAAGCCACAGCAGGUGCCUUGGCACCUCAUCCCAGAAAAAGUAUCAAACAGUUUUCUGCCUACAAAAUCCCGGAGCUUCUCGUGGAGUCCGAAUCCAAGCUGGACUUUGCUAAAGAAUAGCCUGAAGAAGCAGCAUACCAUGUCAGAGCUGUUCACCAAGGUUCAACUGAGAGAGAAGCUGUCUUUGUUCCCAGCUCACUACAACCCAAAGCUGGUGCUGAGUGACCAGUCACAAAACCCUUCCCUGCCCCGGGAGUCCUACUUUUGCAGCCGAAGCUCUGGCGAGAAGAGGCAGCUGGAUGUGCCCUCCUUCCUCUUCUUACAGAAUUCUCACGGCCUUGAUGUUUCCCUGAAAGACCUGCUGGUGGUUGCCACUCCAGCCCGACUGGACCCAAGGCCUGGCAGAAGCCAUACAGGUGCUUUGAAAGACCUGUGUAUGCAAGAUCAGGAAGCAUACAGUCACUGCCUGAUCUCUGGCCAAAGAGGAUGUGAGAGGAACUAGAGUCAGACUGGAUUUCUGCCAUUUCUUCCUCUCACUCCCAGGAAAUGAUUUGUCUCUUCCUAUAGUGUCUACGAUGCCUGCAGAAGCAACUGAAAGUUUUAUUUCCUCAUCUAGAGAGCCUGGUCUUAUGACUACCUCCCAUUAGCACUACUGAGGCUAACAGCCUUGCCUUUUGUCCCGCCCCCCAGUUAGCUUACAAUACUGGAGGACCAUGACUUCUGGGAGUUAUGGGUGCUGCCCCAGGACACGUCCCAUUUGCCCCACCAGUGGCGUUCUUACGGGUCCCUCACAUGGCACUGCUAUCCAGGACACUCCCAAGGAUAGAGCAACUUGAAGGGAGGAGUUGCAAGGAAGGACUCCCAGUUUCCAGAAGUCCAGAGCCCUCAGGGCACCAACAGGCCAGUGUCAGUUGGUCUCCAACUCCAGAGAGAAAAGACCAAGAGCUAGGCUUGAUGGAGAACUCUGAGCCCUGAGUAAAGGAAUCAGGACAGUUGUACCUUCAUCAGGUAAAGACCAGACCUCCUCCUAUACUAGCAGCUCUGUGCCCAAGUAUCUUCCGGCUGCCUUCCCUACCAUCCUAACUCAAAUUGCCUUUUCUGAUGCCAUUGUCACUAUCAGGCUGCCGUAGGUCAUAGUCUGGCCCAGACAAAAGAUGUAAGACUUGCUGAAAUGGGACUUCCUAGAAGCUCUGUGUCUUUCCCUUUUUCUCCCUAGUCACCAACCCCAGCCAGUCAAGGUUCCUGAGCUGAUAAAAUGGAAGUCUCUUAAGGUGAAGUCAGAAUUAUUUGUCUUCCUAAGGGACAAUUUGGUGCCAGCACUUUUGAACCUAAUGACAGGGUCACCUUCAUGGUCAUGCAGUCUAUACAGUCACACAGGGCUCUACACUAGGAAGGCCUUGCGUCUGGUUUAAUGCUGUUACCAUCUCGAAAUUCUGGUUAAUUUGUGAACGAGGAGUCUUGUAUUUUCAUUUUUGCACUGGGCCCACCAAAUUAGGUAGCUGAUCCUGCCUAGAGGCUGUAAUGGCUCUGGGUUGUCCAAAGGCAAAAUACUAUUAAUAGUAGGAUGCUUUCCUAGCCCCACCUGCCUCCCACUUGUUCAGCCAUGGAGCUAUGCAGAGCAAUUGUCUGCUGAAUGCUUAUGGGGGACAAAAAAUGCUCAUGGCAGUCCCUGUCCCCAUGGAGUGUGCGGUGGGGUAAGACGGGUCCCCGGAUAACUAGUCGGGUUUAAGUUCCACUAAAGAAGAGCAUCGGUGGAUGAGAAGGGAAUGCCCUCACACCCAGUUUCGAGGAUUAAGUCUGCUUCAUUAGAAGAGGUGAUA